AUGUAUUCCGGUGAAAUAUGUUUUCGUAUCAAGGAUUUCAUGGAUGUCGUAUAUUGUGUUUAUGUUUUUAAAACGAAAAAGCAAUCAGAAAGGUGGAGAAAACUGCGCAAUAUAGUACAAUGGACGCCGUUCUUCCAAACGUAUAAGAAGCAACGGUACCCCUGGGUCCAGCUAGCCGGUCAUCAAGGGAACUUCAAGGCUGGUCCAGACCAAGGCACGAUAUUGAAAAAGCUGAGUCCCCAAGAAGAGAGGUGUUUUCAGUUACUGAUGAAAGAUGUCCUGCGGCCUUUUGUACCUGAAUACAAGGGACAAGUCACUUGUGAAGACGGAGAACUGUACUUACAACUACAAGAUCUCUUAAGCGACUUCGACUGUCCGUGCGUUAUGGAUUGCAAAGUUGGAGUCCGCACUUAUUUAGAAGAAGAAUUAGCUAAGGCUAAAGAAAAAACUAAGUUAAGAAAAGAUAUGUACGAGAAAAUGAUACAAAUAGAUCCUAAAGCUCCAACAGAAGAAGAACACAGAAGUAAAGGGGUAACAAAACCAAGGUACAUGAUUUGGAGAGAAACUAUCAGUUCAACAUCUACACUGGGAUUCAGGAUAGAUGGUGUAAAGAAAGCCGAUGGCACCAGCACAAAAGACUUUAAAACUACGAAAACACGUGAACAAAUCGUAGAGGCAUUUAAAGACUUUACCACCGUGUUUCCAAAUGCUGUGCCCAAAUAUUUGGAAAGGCUAAAGAACAUCCGAUCAAAGUUAAUAGAAUCUCAUUUCUUCCGAACGCAUGAACUUAUUGGCAGCUCUUUACUCUUCGUACAUGACAAAAGGAAAGCAUCCAUUUGGAUGAUAGAUUUCGCCAAAACAGUUCCUGUACCAGACAAUGUAAAUAUUGACCACAAUUCUGCUUGGAAAGUUGGGAACCAUGAGGACGGUUACUUAAUUGGUAUCAAUAACUUAAUAUCUAUCUUUGAAUCUCUCAUUAAAGAUGAUAAUGGGAACAUAGAUCAGUGUUACUCAAAUUUAACUUUAGACAAAAAUGUUAGAAGAGACAGUCUCGCAACU
Messenger RNA from Brenthis ino (lesser marbled fritillary), 1059 nucleotides. The record is from the annotation of a GenBank genome assembly. Lineage: Eukaryota; Metazoa; Arthropoda; Insecta; Lepidoptera; Nymphalidae.